Penaeus vannamei (Pacific white shrimp) is the source of this 2658-nucleotide messenger RNA. NCBI's taxonomy places the organism in Eukaryota, Metazoa, Arthropoda, Malacostraca, Decapoda, Penaeidae. The record is from RefSeq and is a predicted model, not a curated record.
AUGGGAGGAAGAAGCUCAGGCUCAAAGCAAGAAUUAGUUGGCCAAGCCCGGAGAGAGAGAGCCCUUGGCAACAUCGAGAGUCUAGAACAGGAGCGUCUUUCGAGGAAGAGGUUCGCCUCAGGGCAACCGGAUGCUCACUGCCUCAUGAGACGAGGAGAGAGUGAUCACCACGCGUUCUUGGGGUUCGCCGUUCUCGCCGAGGCAUCAUCCAACAGACCCCUGCACGUCCUCUUAGUAACACUUAGAGAAGGAAGAAUUAAGAUGGAGGAGGACUGGAGGGCCGGGAAACCUCCCCGAAGGAGAGAGACCUUAGACAAGGAGUUCCUGCGAGAAGAGAUGAAAGCAACCCGAAAAGGAGGGACGACCAAAACUUAUGAGAAUAUGAGAACGUGUGUUAUGGCAAUGUGUCGUAUGAGGCCACCAGAAAACCCAACAUACCAACCCUCCAAAGACCUGACCAGCCCCAGCCCCAUCCCCAGUGGCUUACCAGCCCCCAGCCACCAGCCCCAGCCCCAGCCCCCAGCCCAGGCCCCAAGCCCAGCCCAGGCCCCCAGCCCAACCCCUGCCACAGCCCCCAGCCCAACAGCCACCAGCCCCAGCACCCAACCACCAGCCAACAGCCCCAUUCCCCAGCCACCACCCCAGCCCCUAGCCCCAGCCCCCCAGCCCCAACCCCACCCCAUCCCCCAGCCCCAAACCCCUGCCCCCACCAGCCCGCAGGCCACCAGCACCAGCCACCAGCCGCCAGCCACCAGCCACCAGCCACCAGCCCCAGCCCAACCACCAGCACCAGCCCACCAGCCCCAGCCCCAGCCCCCGCCCCAAAACCCAGCCCCAUUCCCCCAGCCCCAACCCCUGCCCACCCAGCCCCCAGCCACCAGCCCCCAGCCCCAGCCCCCAGCCCCCAAACCCCUGCCACCAGCCCGCCAGCCACCCACCCCAGCCCCCAGCCACCAGCCCCAGCCCCCAUCCCCAGCCCCCCAGCCCUCCAACCCCAGCCCCAGCCCCCAGCCCCAACCCCUGCCCACCAUCCCAGCACCAGCCCCAGCCCCUGCCACACCGCCAGCCACCAGCCCAAACCCCCUUGCCCACCACCCCCCAGCCACCAGCGCCCAACCCCCCCAUCGCCACCAGCCCCCAGCCACCAACCCCUCCACCAGCCCCAGCCACCAGCCCCCAGGCCCCAGCCCCAGCCCCAGCCCCCAGCCACCAGCCCCAGCCCCUGCCACAGCCCCACCCAAGCCCCAGCCACCAGCCACCAGCCACCAGCCCCCCCAGCCCCAGCCCCCAGCCACCCAGCCCAGCCCCCCAGCCCAGCCCCAGCCCCCAGCCCCAACCCCUGCCACCAGCCCCCAGCCACCAGCCCCAGCCCCUGCCACCAGCCCCCAGCCACCAGCCCCAAUCCCCAGCCCCAACCCCUCCCACCAGCCCCCAGCCACCAGCCCACCUGCCCACCAGCCCCCCAGCCACCAGCCCACCCCCAGCCCACCCCCAGCCACCACCAGCCCCAGCCAGCCCCAGCCAGGCCCCCAUCCCCAGCCCCAGCCCCAGCCAACCUCAGCCCAGCCCACCCCCACCACCAAGCCCCAGCCCCCGCCCCCAGCAGCCUCUGCCACCAACCCCAACCACACACCCCAGCCGCUACCAAACAGCCCCCCCCCCCAACCCCAUUCUGCCCAAAACCCCAGCCCACACCCUAGUCCCCAGCCCACCAACCCCAGCCCCAGCCUCCAGCCCCCAGCCCUGCCAGCCCCAGCCCCUGCCCGCAGCCCCAGCCCACCAACCCCAACCCACACACCCCAGGCCCUGCUACAACCCCAGCCACCCACCCCCCAACCCCAUUCCUCAACCAGCCCCCAGGCCCCAGCCCCUGCCACCACCCAUGCCCAACCCCACUCCCCCCAGUUCCAGCCACCAGCCCCAGCCCCCAGCCCCCAGCCCAGCCCCAAGCAUCAACCUCAGCCCCACCCCCACCCCCCAGCCAGCCCAGCCCCAGCCCCAGCCAUCACCCCAGCCCCCGCCCCCCCAGCCACCAGCCCUGCCACCAACCCCAACCACACACCCAUCCUGGCUACCAACCCCAGCCCCCACCCCCUAAUCCCAUUCUCCACCAGCCCCCAGCCCCUGCCACCACCCAGCCCACCCCCAAUAGUCAUAGUACUUUCAAAGCUGAACAAGGGAACAGUACAACCAUCUGUUAGAAAACCACAUGUAACAGAGAAACCAUCUGUUAUCAGAAAACCUAAACAGCUGAACGACCCUUACCCACCACAGGCGAAAAAGGGGGCGUGGUCAUCUCCCAUUCCCACGCAUUCCAGUUCCUGUUCCUUCGUUGUUGCAACUAGAUUCUACUUGAUUCCCCGCAGCACCUGUUUACCCCUCCAGAUGGUUCAGACCUUCAAUUAUCUCAACAACAAAGGUUUUCCGUCUUUGCCCGGGGAACGUAGCAAGUUGUAUGUGUGCGUCUUUUGGCUAGCACCACGGAAUUUUGAUUACAUAAUUAUGUUUGUCUUCCAUCUCAUGUUUAAUGCAUACCUUGAAUUGUCAGCGUAUAAGGCCCUUUCAAGAAUAAAAGCCCGAAAGAGGUCAGAAGAAGACUCUUUAUUCAAAAAUAUAAAGGGAUUUAAGGAGGACGGCCACACAGUAACUGAUGUUUAG